UAUUGUAGUGAUACUGUACACAGAUAAAGUGAGUCACUCACUGAGUGACCUUUCUCUCUCCUCUCACUAGACUGAACAUGAACAAUCGUGCUUACAACUUUAAAUUCUCCUAAUCUAUUUUUCCUUGUACUCUGUAGUAAUUAAAAAACUUUUUCCCUCUUCCAACAAAACCUCCCAUUUUACUCCCCUCCACAUCUGAUUAAACUAAAAUCAAAUUUCUAGGGUUUUUGAAAUGCGCCAAAAACUCUAAUGGCGUCGAUUCCUACUUUACUGUCGGAAAUCGCUUCAUCAUCUCACUGUUGUUCAUUCAAUAACACUCCUCGUCACCGGAGUAACGGUAAAUUUUCCGGUACCGGCGGUUUUCUCUCUCUUCCAGAAGCUUCGCAUUGUUCUAGAAGGUUCUCCACUUCAUUCUCUUCGUUGAUUUGUUGUGCUGCCGUAAAUUAUUAUUAUCGACAUCUUCAUAGAUCUGUUGCGCGCAAGAGAUGGAGAGUUAUUGCGAAUUCCAAUGCCACUGCAUUUCGUGUUUUGGAUGCUCAUGUUAAUGGCCAUACCUCCAAUCUUGUGGGUGUUGAAAUCCCAGUUUCUUGCUACCAGAUCAUUGGCGUUCCUGAAAAGGCAGAGAAGGAUCAGAUAGUGAAGUCUGUGAUAGAUUUGAAAAAUGCUGAAGUUGAAGAAGGAUACUCAGUGGAAGCUGUUGUAUCUCGUCAGGUAGAUUUGUUAAUGGAUGUCAGAGAUAAACUUCUUUUUGAACCUGAGUAUGCUGGGAAUAUUAAGGAAAAAAUUCCACCUAAAUCUUCCCUUCGAAUCUCGUGGGCUUGGCUACCUGGGGCUCUUUGCCUUCUGCAAGAGGUUGGAGAAGAGAAGCUUGUUUUAGAUAUUGGUCGAGCAGCACUUCCGUACCCUGAUGCCAAGGCACAUGUGCAUGAUGUUCUACUUUCUAUGGCUCUUGCAGAGUGUGCAAUUGCCAAGACCUAUUUUGAGAAGAAUAAAGUGUGUCAAGGAUUUGAAGCUCUGGCUCGUGCCCAAUAUCUUUUGAGAAGUAAAUCAUCUCUUGGAAAAAUGAAGCUUCUCUAUGAGAUAGAAGAGUCUUUGGAAGAACUUGCACCUGCUUGCACACUGGAAUUGUUGGCAAUGCCUCAAACACCAGAUAAUGCUGAUCGUAGACGUGGAGCAAUUGCAGCUUUGCGAGAAUUGUUAAGGCAAGGUCUUGAUGUAGAAGCUUCAUGUCGGGUCAAUGAUUGGCCCUGCUUCUUGAGUAAUGCACUUGGAAAACUACUGGCAUCAGAAAUUGUUGAUCUGAUUCCUUGGGACAGUUUAGCAUUGACUAGGAAGAACAAGAAAUCAUUUGGGUCUCAAAAUCAGAGGGUCGUGAUUGAUUUUGAUUGUUUCUACACUGCAAUGAUGGCUCAUAUUGCUUUUGGGUUCUCUAGUAGACAAAGAGAUUGGAUUAGCAAAGCAAGAUCAAUAUGCGAGUGUCUGAUGGCGUCCGAUGGUACUGAUCUGAAACUUGAAGAAGCGUUUUGUUUGUUCCUUCUUGGACAGGGUAGUGAGGCAGACGCUGUUGAAAGGCUACGUCAGGUUGACUCCAGUAAAAGCUCAGGAUUAAAGAACUCAGUCUUAGGAAAGGAAGAUAGAGAUGCUCCUGCCACAGACUUUUCAUUAGAAAAGUGGCUUAAAGAUGCUGUGUUGUGCUUGUUUUCAGAUACACGAGAUUGUUCCCCUUCAUUGGGUGGCUUUUUGAGUCAGGAGAAAGCUAUUGCCCACAAGCAAAGUAGAGGUUUAUCGCCUAGUACAAACAUAAACCACAGAACAAUAUCCCCUGCUGUUGCACCUGAUCGUAUAGUGUCUGAUGAGCGUCUUGCUUCUUUGGUGUCCUCGCAACAUCUUGGUUCUGCUGUUAAGCAGUUGGCUCCAAAUAAUAUGCGAAGUCCAUUACAAGAAUACAAACCUGCCCCCCAGAGCGGUACAUGCACACCAUCACCACAAUUAAAGCGAGAUCUUGGUAGCCAUCAGCAUACAGUUGCUACUAGCUGGAUGGCUCAAGUGGAUAUUGUUGGACGUAUAACAUUUGUCAUGGUUCUAGGUUGUUUUGUUUUUGCCACUUCAAAGAUGCUGGGCAUGCAGAGUGCACGAUUCUACGACUCCAGAAUGGCCAAUAGAAAAACCUUGAGCUCUUCUCUUGGCAAUCACUCUGAGCAUAAUGGCAUGCAUAACAACUUUGCUGCAGCAGUGCAGCAGUUUUUAUCAACUUUGAAGUUUGGGACCACACGUCAUUCCAACACAGGAAACAGACAGAAAUCGUCUCUCACUGCUAGCUUAUCUUCUCCUACACCUGCUGUAUAUAAGAGAGUAAUGAAUCUAGAAGCAGCUGAAGGUCUUGUAAGGCAAUGGCAAAUGAUUAAAGCGGAGGCCCUUGGACCUGACCAUCAAAUUGAUUUGCUCUUUGACAUUCUUGAUGAGGCUAUGCUGCUUGAGUGGCAAGAUUUGGCAGAUGCAGCCAAGACAAAAUCAUGUUUUUGGAGAUUUGUUCUGCUGCAAUUGUCUGUCCUACGUGCGGAUAUUUUCUCAGAUACCACCGGCGCAGAAACAGCAGAAAUUGAUAUCCUUCUGGAGGAAGCUGCAGAGCUUAUUGAUGAAAAUCGACAAAAGAACCCAAAUUAUUAUAGCACCUAUAAAAUCAGCUACCUUCUGAGACGGCAAGACGACGGUUCAUGGAAGUUCUGCAAAGCUGAUGUAGAAGUUACAUCCUGAUACACCGUGAUUACUGUAUAUGAUAGCUCAGUAGAUAGUACCUUACUAAUUUCUUUAGGUAGUUGAGUUCAUUUUUUUCCACUGACCAGGACUUGUAUAAAGAAAGUAGCUUAUAGUGAUUGCAGCAGUGGCUAUUACUUUUGAAAUUUGUUCAUUAAGAGCACAUUUCUUGUGAUAACCGAAACAUUAGUAACCUCUGCUGCCUGUGAAGUGUGAACACAUCUACAAUUGAAGGAAAUGAAUCAUUCUUUGUAUUUGUCCGAAA
Molecule: messenger RNA, 3019 nt
Organism: Beta vulgaris subsp. vulgaris (sugar beet)
Lineage: Eukaryota; Viridiplantae; Streptophyta; Magnoliopsida; Caryophyllales; Amaranthaceae
Product: plastid division protein CDP1, chloroplastic
Exons: 12
Coding region: 250-2754 (834 amino acids)
Biological process (GO): chloroplast fission
Cellular component (GO): chloroplast inner membrane
Source: RefSeq, a predicted model, not a curated record